Messenger RNA from Quercus lobata, 1007 nucleotides. It is a transcript of the gene PUR5, whose product is annotated as phosphoribosylformylglycinamidine cyclo-ligase, chloroplast / phosphoribosyl-aminoimidazole synthetase / AIR synthase (PUR5). Gene Ontology annotation, biological process: 'de novo' IMP biosynthetic process; adenine biosynthetic process. The coding region runs from base 1 to 831 and encodes 276 amino acids. Gene Ontology annotation, cellular component: cytosol. The record is from RefSeq and is a predicted model, not a curated record. The transcript has 7 exons. Gene Ontology annotation, molecular function: phosphoribosylformylglycinamidine cyclo-ligase activity; phosphoribosylamine-glycine ligase activity. Lineage: Eukaryota; Viridiplantae; Streptophyta; Magnoliopsida; Fagales; Fagaceae.
AUGUUAUCAAUUGCGAAUGAAGUAGAUUCAUUAUUUUUUCCGCUGCACACAUGCAUUUUUCCAACACUAGAUGUUGACCUUGCUGAAAAGGUUAUAAAAGGCAUUGUAGAUGGUUGCCAACAAUCUGCUUGUGCUCUUUUAGGAGGAGAGGUAUUUGGCUUAUUUUAUUCUUAUUACCUUUUUAGUCUCUUGAAAAAUUUGCUUGUGUCAAUGAGUGCUCUCCAUUUAAUAUAUCAUGUGGUUUACUCCCCAGGGAUUGUACGUGUGCAUUUCAUGGGUUUUGCUGUUGACAUUGUAAAAAAAGAUUCAGUUAUUGAUGGGAGAGACAUUGUGGCUGGAGAUGUCCUUAUUGGCCUGCCAUCCAGUGGCAUUCAUUCUAAUGGUUUCUCUCCAGUAAGACAGGUUCUAACUCAAAGUGGCCUUUCUCUGGAGCACAAAGUUCCUGGUGAAGAUGUUACAUUAGGCGAAGCUUUGAUGGCCCCAACCGUUAUCUAUGUUAUGCAGGUACUUGACAUAAUAAGCAAGGGUGGGAUAAAGGGGAUUGCCCACAUCACAGGUGGUGGUUUCCUAGACAAUAUACCUCGAGUGUUUCCAAAAGUGCUUGGUGCUGUCAUCCAUAAUAACUCUUGGGAAGUCCCAAGUGUGUUUAAGUGGAUUCAAGAGGGAAAAAUCGAGGAUGAUGAGAUGAGGCAGACUUUUAACAUGGGCAUUGGGAUGGUUCUAGUUGUGAGCAAGGAGGCGUCUUAUAGAAUACUUGAGAGUGGAAAUGGAGCUUAUAAAGCAUACCGGAUUGGUAAGGUUGUAAGUGGUGAAGGAGUGAGCUACCAUUAAAUUGUUGUAUCAUUAGUGUUGUAUGCUAGUUUUUUGUAUGCAUUAGAUGAGAUGAAUUAUAUAGUGAGUUGCACCAUAACUUUCUGUGGAAAUUCAUGGAUGAAGGAAUUGGUCACAUCAAAGCUGUUUUGUAGGACUUCAUGACUUUUAAUUACCAACAAAUGGUAGUUUUGGUU